Messenger RNA from Zootermopsis nevadensis, 1819 nucleotides. RefSeq names its product tRNA methyltransferase roswell (gene rswl). Gene Ontology annotation, molecular function: tRNA binding. NCBI's taxonomy places the organism in Eukaryota, Metazoa, Arthropoda, Insecta, Blattodea, Termopsidae. Gene Ontology annotation, biological process: mitochondrial tRNA 5'-end processing; positive regulation of mitochondrial translation. The record is from RefSeq and is a predicted model, not a curated record. Gene Ontology annotation, cellular component: mitochondrion; nucleus; nucleoplasm.
UGCAUGUUGGUAAUUUGUGUUAAUAGUUGAAUGAUAAGAUGCGUGAGGCAGUAAAUUAAAACGAGUAUUUAAGUGGUGUUACACGUUAUUUUUUAAAUUAACAGGAGUUCUAUAAAACUAGUGAUAAAAUUGCCAUGUUUUAUAUUUUGCUUUCUGGCAAACGUCUUGAGUGAUUAAAGAGACAUUCAUAAUAAAACAACCUAAAAAGUAACAAAAUGAGAUAUUUACUUAAACCAUUGAAACUCUGCUUUAGGUUACCCCUGAAGACGUAUUUAGGAAGUAUUGCAUCCUUUAAUGCAUGUACAAAUAAUAUGGAGAAACUGGACCACAAGAGAAUUGUGGCCUCUCCAACAGGAAGUUUGGUUCAGAAGAGAGAAAGUCAUGGAAUUGAUGUGCAGCAGAUGUCCCAGAAUGUUGGUGAUAACUCUACUGAACAAGAUAGUACUGAAGAUGUUGACUUCAUAAGCAUCACCAACAAUGAUCCUGUCCUUGAAAGAAAGUUAAAAAUACUGUUUUUGGAAGUUGAAGUGCUGCGACAGAGUGGACUUAGGAUACCGCAGAAUGUAAAACUUUGCCAAUGGAAGGAACUUAUUAGUAUGGAGACUAGAUCACAAAGACGAAAAUAUUUGGCAUAUCUCUUUGGAAUUGAAAAGAAACAAGAGAACAGGAAAAAGAAGAAGGAUGAACAGAAACAAAUGAGAGACUCUGUGGGAAAUACAUUUCUUGAAAAUACCCACCUCACAUAUGCACUUGGUCAUAAUACAAUAUUUCUACGUUUUUAUGAUACUACGAUUAAUCAUUUCUAUAAUAAUAAACUUAUACAGGCAAUGCAGUUCAGUCAAAAGAUUGUGGUAGACUGUAGUUAUGAUUCUCAUAUGACAUCACAUGAAGCACAGAACUGUGGCAAACAAAUAACAUUUAUGUUUUCAGACAACCGUGCUCAUGAUAAUCCAUUUGACCUCUACUUAUGCAAUGCCAGUCGUGAAAGUAAUACAAUUAAACAUCUAGUGAAGUUUAUCCCCACUCUUUAUGAUUGUGACUUCCCAGUGAAUAUUACAGAGAAAAGUUACCUAGACCUUUUCCCAAAAGAAAAUAUCGUGUACCUUACUCCACACUGCCGAGAAGAAUUGAGAGAAUUUGACCAUGAUGCCGUCUAUAUAAUUGGAGCGAUGGUUGACAAAAAAAAUAAUGAACCCUUGUCUCUUGCAAAAGCUAAACGAGAAGGGCUGAAGAUGGCAAAAUUACCAUUGGAUAGGUAUUUAACUUGGGGAAGUGGUGGUUCUAAAUCUUUGACGCUGAAUCAGGUGAUUUGUAUUUUGCUGGACAUUCGAGCAAGUGGUAGUUGGGAUAAAGCACUACAACAUGUCCCUAGGAGGAAGAUCGUAGCUAGUGACAAACAAGAAACACCUUUGACGAAGAUAGGGAAGUCAGACCAAGAAUUGCACUACUCCUUCAGAAACAAACAAAAACACCGCUGAUAUUUCUCCCACCUCUUUGUGCAGGGGAAAGAAGUGAGAUGAAUUUGAUUUUAGAGCAGAGGUGAUUACCAAUUUCACAUGGGCAUGUUCUCAAAGUAUUUGCAAUUUAGUAUGUUUCAGUAAUAUUUUCUAUCAUUUUUCAGUUACUGAAUGUUUUUCCUGGCAAUUGGAACUUUAAAAAAUUGUUAAAAGCCUCUUUCAUCAUCUGUGUCGUGGAUUUGUAAAUGUAUGUAAAUGAUGUACUAAUUUUGUGAUACUGCAAACUUGAUCUCUGUAACACAUUUUAAUUUUGUAAGAACAAAUAUAUUUGCCCUCUUACCAAUGAGCAGGUGAGGUCUAUA